UUGUCAGUUUCGCCACUAUUCCCGCUGCUUCAUCCUCCUCUACCGUCGGUUUCGGUACUCAGUGGCUGGUUGCGAAAGUGACAAGUCGUGGCUAGCGUAACAUUCUAGUCCUGUCUACUAGUGGCCCGCUCAACGACCUUAGCGUCAGCCCACUGAUUCUCGGCCCAGCGUGUCUCGCUCUGCGCUCUGCGGGCCGACUGGAGCAUCGCGCCGAUGGUGACCAUCGCACGCGCCGCGCCGCCCUCGGAGAAGGCGAAGCCGGCGCUGAUGUCGCCCGACACCAAGCCGCCGCCCCUCCAACCGAAGCGCGCCGUCGACUCGACUGAGAGCGGCGCGCAGGUGGUGGCGGCGAGGAAGGCGGCGGUAGACGCGCCGCCGGAUGACGCGCUGGCGGCGCGGUUCUCGGCGCUGCGGUACCUGGCGGGCUUCGGGAAUCAAUUCGAGAGCGAGGCGCUGCCCGGCGCGCUGCCCGCAGGGCGCAACAACCCGCGCGUGUGCCCGUACGGGCUGUACGCGGAACAGCUGACCGGCACCGCGUUCACCGCGCCGAGGCGAGAGAACCAACGCAGCUGGCUGUACCGCAUCAAGCCGUCCGCGACCCACCACCCCUUCGUGCCGUGCGACGGCGCUCGCACCAACCCCGUGCUCGUGAGCGACUUCAGCGCGGGCGGCCCGUGCGACGCCACGCCCAACCAGCUGCGGUGGCGUGCCACCCAGAUACCCGAGAGGGAGGAGCGGCACGUGGACUGGGUGCAGGGGCUGGCGACGGUGUGCGGCAGCGGGGCCGCGGCGGACAAGACGGGCUUCGCCAUCCACAUGUACGCAGCAAACAGCAGCAUGGAGCGAUGUGCGUUCGCCAAUGCGGAUGGCGACCUGCUCAUUGUGCCGCAGCAAGGCCGUCUCUGGCUCACCACGGAGUUCGGUCUGCUGGCGGUGCAGCCGGGCGAGAUCGCGGUGCUGCAGCAGGGCGUGCGCUUUGCAGUGCGCCUGCCGGACGGCCCCUCCAGGGGCUACGUGUGCGAGAUCUAUGGCGGGCACUUCCAGCUGCCCGACCUCGGCCCCAUCGGAGCCAACGGCCUGGCCAACCCGCGGGACUUUCAGACGCCCGUGGCGUGGUUCGAGGAGGGCUCCGCUGCUGCUGCCUCCGAUGCUGGGGUGGAUGCGGUGCAGAGCGGUGGAGCGGGUGCGGUGCAGAGCGGUGGUGGGUACGUGGUGGUGCACAAGUUUGCGGGGCGGCUGUUUGAGGCGAGUCAGGACUUCUCGCCCUUCAACGUGGUGGCGUGGCAUGGCAACUACGCACCCUACAAGUACGAUCUGCACCGCUUCUGCCCAAUGAAUGCAGUGGCGUUCGACCAUCCCGACCCCUCCAUCUUCACUGUGCUAACGUGCCCCACGGCUCGCCCCGGCGUGGCGGCGGUGGACUUCGUUGUGUUCCCGCCGCGGUGGGCGGUGGCAGAGGGUACCUUCCGGCCGCCCUACUUCCACCGCAACUGCAUGAGCGAGUUCAUGGGGCUCAUAGCGGGGACGUACGAGGCCAAGGCGGAGGGCUUUGAGCCGGGCGGGGCGAGUCUGCACAGCUGCAUGACGCCGCACGGCCCUGAUGCUGCCACCUUUGAGCGUGCGGUGGCGGAGGAGGGCAGCGGCGAGCCUGAGCGCGUGCACGAGGGGUCGCUGGCGUUCAUGCUGGAGUCGUGCUUCACGCCGCGCGUCACACGCAACAUGCUCGCCUCGCCCCUCCUGGACGCCCACUACUACCAGUGCUGGCAGGGCCUCCGAUCGCACUUCAGGCGCCCCUCACCAUGAUUUUGUUUGUCAACUCCCAUCUGUCAUAUUCAUAUUGUAUAUAGCACUCAACGUGAUCUUAGGGUUAUUUGUCCAUGAUUUCUUUUCUGGAAACAUCGCUGCUUUGGUGUAAAUAGAAUGGAAGGGUACAUGAAUUUGGCCUAAAUCAAUGGCAACUUUAUGU
This is a messenger RNA of Closterium sp. NIES-67, 1966 nucleotides long. Lineage: Eukaryota; Viridiplantae; Streptophyta; Zygnematophyceae; Desmidiales; Closteriaceae. The record is from the annotation of a GenBank genome assembly.